Molecule: messenger RNA, 1712 nt
Organism: Macadamia integrifolia
Lineage: Eukaryota; Viridiplantae; Streptophyta; Magnoliopsida; Proteales; Proteaceae
Product: transcription factor MYB106-like
Exons: 3
Coding region: 206-1381 (391 amino acids)
Source: RefSeq, a predicted model, not a curated record
UUCCCCUCCCUCUGUCGUUCUCUUCUUCACUACACUCAGCACCACUACCACCAAAACACCUUCAGCAGUUUGUUGCCUUGGUCACUUCUAGUUGUGCUCUCUCUCUCUCUCUCUCUCUCUUUUCAAUUCUCAUCUCUUACUGUUAUUUGUUAAGAAGCUUCAAAAGUUGAACUUUGUUCACCUGGUUAAGUAUUAGCUCCCCAAGAUGGGCCGAUCUCCUUGCUGUGAGAAAGUGGGUUUGAAGAAAGGGCCAUGGACACCUGAAGAAGACCAGAAACUCUUGGCUUACAUUGAAGAACACGGCCAUGGAAGCUGGCGAGCCUUGCCGGCCAAAGCUGGGCUGCAGAGGUGUGGGAAGAGCUGUAGACUGAGAUGGACUAACUACCUUAGACCUGAUAUAAAGAGAGGGAAGUUCAGUUUACAGGAAGAACAGACCAUCAUUCAACUCCAUGCACUUCUAGGGAACAGAUGGUCGGCCAUAGCAACUCACUUGCCCAAGAGAACAGACAAUGAGAUAAAGAACUACUGGAACACUCAUCUCAAGAAACGGCUCGCGAAGAUGGGAAUCGAUCCCGUGACCCACAAACCCAAGAGCGAUGCACUUAGCUCUGUCGACGGCCAAUCCAAGACCGCCGCAAAUCUAAGCCACAUGGCUCAGUGGGAGAGUGCUCGACUAGAAGCCGAAGCUCGAUUGGUCAGGGAGUCCAAGUUGCGGUGCAUUUCCGUCCAACAAGUCCAAAGCCUGCCUCAGGUGGGUUCCGUUCUUAACAAAACAGCAGAAGCUCCACCGGGUCCACCGGCGGCGCCGCUGUGUUUGGAUGUGCUCAAGGCUUGGCAAGGAGCAUGGUCAAAGUCAACGAAAGGUUGUUUCGUUGCCGACGGCAACGGUCCUGAUCUCGAGUCCCCGACGUCUACAUUAAGCUUCUCUGAGAACCCACUGCCGAUUCAUACCGUCGGGUUCGGGGAUAACCCGAGCAAUGCGAUGGAGUACUACGGCAACGAAGGUGGGUCUGAGAUGGUGAAGGAAGAAAGUGAAGAAGAGUGGAAGAAAGGCUCCAAGGAUAGGAUGGAGAGCUCCAUGACGUUCGCCACUACCAUCACCACCGGUAUCCAAGAUGUCAUCUUCCCCGUCGAGACACCCUGGUUACCGGAAUCUGGGAGGGCAGAAAACGGACACGUUGCCGUUUCAAAUUUCAUGGAUGGUUUCAUGGAUCUUCUUCUAAGUAACCCUGACGACGAUCUUAACGAGACAGACAGAGGUGGAGAUUCUGAUAAUGGAGACGGUGGCAGGGAAGUAUUCAGCUACGAAAAGAACAAGAAUUACUGGAACAAUAUACUGAACUUGGUAAACUCUUCCCCGUCUGGUUCGCCGCUUUUCUAGAAUCGCCGUCACCGGAGAAGUAACUAAGAAUGGUCAACCAAUGUUAACAGCCAAAAUUGCGAUUCAAAAUCGAAAAUAGUAUCUGGGUUUUAACUUUCAAAAGGAAAGAUCCUUCAAUCCAUUUCCAAGGAGACACAGUUCGUGAGAUUAGGCAACGUAUUCGAGUAAAAGUGUAAUUGUGUCUGGGCUCUAGCCUCUCUCUCUCUCUCUCUCUCUGUGAAACGGGUACUCGGAUCGGACACCCUAUAAGAGAAGAAAAGGGAAACCCAAAUACCGUCUAAGGCUUUUUAACUUCGGAGAUUGGAAUCUAAUCUUUGUUUCUUCUUCUGAA